Messenger RNA from Zingiber officinale, 1646 nucleotides. RefSeq names its product outer envelope protein 39, chloroplastic-like. Gene Ontology annotation, cellular component: outer membrane. The record is from RefSeq and is a predicted model, not a curated record. The transcript has 11 exons. The coding region runs from base 189 to 1271 and encodes 360 amino acids. Gene Ontology annotation, biological process: embryo development ending in seed dormancy; chloroplast organization. Lineage: Eukaryota; Viridiplantae; Streptophyta; Magnoliopsida; Zingiberales; Zingiberaceae.
AAGGCCUCGGUGGCCUCGUCGCGGCCCAGUGAAGCAAUUCCACAUUUGCCUCAUCCCCUCUCACGGAAGGCAUCGCCAGACCUCGAUCAAAUCAGCACCGAGCCCCUUCGCACCUACUCGUCACUCUGCAGCUUCUCCGCCAGAGUCCACCGCCUCACCCCGAUGAGCGGUUGAGCUCGUGCGUGUUGAUGGGCGCGCAGAAGAGCAUUCAGGCCGGUAAAGCUAAGAUUGAUUUCAAUGUGGAUCUCACCCAGAAGCUUUGUGGAGCCAUCUUGUUGCCACACAUAAGGUAUUCUAGAAACCUACUUUCACAGGUUAUCGCAAGGUUUUCAUUGAAGCACCCGAACCUCUUCGGAAGAAAUGAAAAGUUGGAUAUAUUGUGGGACAAAGGCCUUGGCGAUUCAAAUAUUCUCAUUGCAUUCAGGCGCCCAAAGCCUGAUUGGUUUUGUCCGCAGUCAUUUACCUUUCAGCAUUCAGUGGGUCCCGAGAUUGCAGUUCAUGGGUUGCCUGUUGAUCUUUUCUCUCGUUCAGGGAGUGGUGGUGUCAAUCUUUGCCGCUUCUCAGCAGGUGUUGAUUUCAAUGAGCCUUCUACUUCCCAUUGGAGCAGCACCACAAGCAUCAAAUUUGAGCAUGUUCGUCCUCUCAAUAAUGAGGGUCGCUCCAUAAACAUGGAUCUUGAUGGUUUUCCCAUAACUUCCAGUGGCAGGUCUUACGAUAAUAUGGUAGUUUUGAAGCAAGAAUCACAGUAUGCAGUUGCUAACGACAAUAAUUUUACAAGAUUAAAUUUUCAAAUGGAACAAGGACUGCCUCUUUUGUCCAAAUGGCUCAUUUUCAAUCGAUUCAAGUUUGUUGCAUCCAAAGGAUUUAAAUUGGGGCCUACUUUUUUGGUCACAAGUCUGACAGGUGGUUCCAUUGUAGGGGACAUGGCACCAUAUCAAGCAUUUGCUAUUGGUGGCAUUGAUAGUGUCCGAGGUUACGGUGAGGGUGCAGUUGGCUCAGGAAGGUCGUGUCUGGUUGCUAAUGGUGAAUUUACAAUUCCUAUGACCAAGGAAUUGGAAGGUGCCGUCUUCAUGGAUUUUGGAACUGACUUGGGGUCUGCUUGUCAUGUCCCAGGUAAUCCUUCACUACGACAAGGAAAACCUGGUUCUGGACUGGGUCUUGGCUAUGGCAUCCGCUUCAACUCACACUUUGGCCAAUUUCGAGUCGAUUAUGCUGUCAAUGCCUUUCAACAGAAGACCGCCUAUUUUGGCAUCAACAAUGUCGGAUCCUGAGCUCUCACACAAUCGCUGAGGCAAACAUUCUUUCACCUGAAGCCCGAGUGUGAGGGCAUGCCAAUGGUUGAUCUUUGGAUACUCAUUUCAACUUGUCGAGCCACAAUCUCAGCGACGUCAAUGUUCAUACUUUUGCCACUGAGUUUAUUAGUUUUCGACGAUUUAAGUGAGAAGACUGUUCCUGUGAUGUCUUAUAUCGCGAAAAAGAAGAAUUCCAUGUCUCAGAAAACAGUAGCUUGCGAGCAUUUCUACAGAGGAAAGGCUGCUCAUUGAAGACUCGAGUUGUUAUGCAAUCUGCAUUAGAUGUGUCUUCUUUUGUGUAAUAGAUAACAAAAUUGUUGUUUACUCGAUAUAUUGGACUGAUGAGUUUGAUUA